CGUGGGUUCAGAGUCAUCAGUCACUGGGUCUGGGUGCUGGAGGAGUGUCAACAACAACAAGACCAAGGUGGUGGUGUACCUUGUUAACUCAUACAUUACAAGACAAGUACACCAUUAACGAGAAGAUAUACUACAGAUAUAAUAAGACGUUAUCUCUACCACUACAUGAGGAUGAAGUUACUGAUGAUAGUAAUAACUUAUACCUGCAUAUCACACCAUUUUGCAAAUAAUGUUGGAGAUGCAUCACAGAUACUGAAAGGGAAGACCCACACUAAUAAUUGGGCAGUUUUAGUGGACACCUCGCGCUUCUGGUUCAAUUAUCGCCAUGUAGCCAAUGUACUGUCUAUGUAUCGUUCAGUCAAGAGGCUUGGAAUCCCUGACAGUCAGAUUAUUUUGAUGGUGGCUGACGACAUGGCAUGCAACCCCCGCAACCCACGUCCUGCAACUGUAUUCAACAAUGCCCAUCAACAUAUAAACGUGUAUGGAGAAGAUGUUGAAGUUGAUUACAGGGGCUAUGAGGUUACUGUGGAAAACUUUGUAAGACUAUUAACUGGUAGACUUGCCCCAAGCACACCAAGAUCUAAGCGACUGUUAACUGAUGACGGAUCUAAUAUACUGAUAUACAUGACAGGCCACGGAGGAGAUGGCUUCCUCAAGUUCCAAGAUUCAGAGGAGAUCACUAAUGUUGAACUUGCUGAUGCAUUUGAGCAGAUGUGGCAAAAGAAGAGGUACAAUGAAAUUCUCUUCAUCAUAGACACUUGCCAAGCAGCUUCAAUGUAUGAACACUUUUACUCUCCCAACAUCUUGGCCAUCGCUUCCAGUCUAGUGGGGGAGGACUCCCUUUCUCACCAUGUGGAUCCAGCAAUAGGAGUGUACAUCAUUGACCGAUUCACUUACUACGCUCUAGAGUUCUUGGAGAGAGUCACACCUAACAGUGACAGGACUUUAGCACAGUUUCUUCAGGUUUGUCCUAAACGUGUUUGUAUAUCUACGGUGGGAGUUCGACAGGAUCUUUAUCAGCGUGACCCCAAUGAUGUUCUUGUGACCGAGUUCUUUGGCUCGGUACGCAAUGUUGAACUAACAAGUCACAUACUUGAACUCCCUAAGUGUGGGGGGCCUGGUAAAGUUGGACUGAAUAAGUCAAAUAGUGGGACCAGUGUGAAGGAGAAGACCCCAGUAUCUGUCAGUUAUGUGUAUGCUGAUCAACUCCCAAUUCAUAGAGUAUCAUGAACAUAUAACACCUAGCUAGUAAGCUGUUGAAGACAUUAUCAUCAUCCUUAGAUGCAUCAUUAUAUCUGUAUGACUGUAUGUACAUGUUGUGUUGUCAUUAUCUACUUAUGAAAGAUUAAACACAAAAAACUGAGACCACUAUACAGUACAGUACAGUUCCGGCAGAAAUAUUUCAACUGCAAUCAAAAAUUAAUAAGUGAUGACACACCUGGUGUUGACACCAUACAGUACAGUACUAUGUAAUGGUUGCAAUAAAGUACAUGUUGGUCAGACAGGGAGGAACUUAUCUCUGCUGGCUUAACAGAUCAUAAGAUAUGCCCAAAAUAAUUCAGUUGUAUUUAAACAUGUUAGGGAGUUGGGUCAUGUCAUUAACUGCAAUAAACCAUCCACCAUGUACAAAUCUAACUAGUUUAUGAAGAAAAUUUUUACUGUGUUUUGAAUGAAAAAUAUUCAAAUUUCAACAAAUCUAGAGAACAAUGGUUCCAUGGCUUUAACACCUCUGUGGCUGUUCGUGAGACCUUACCUGACUGCUGAAGAGGACUGUACUGUAGGUUAUGGUCAAAAUUUCUAUACUCUACUUGGCAAGGGAUACAACAGUGCCGGUAAUAAGCCUGGUUAUAAUUAUAGGGAAUAGUUACCUUAAUAUACUGUAGUAAUAUAAUGUAAAGAAUAAUGAAAAAUGUUAAGAUUGAAUAUGCUCAGAUUUUUAAUAAAUUUGGAAAUAGUAUUUUGAUUGUCAAUACACAAUGGAGUUCAAGUGGACAGCAGUGAUUUAAUGAAAACAAAAUUCUAGUAGUAAAAUAAAGUACAGUACAGUAUUUUAAGUGGCAGUUUUUAAUAUUUAUUAAUCUUUUAUGUCAAAACAUUAAAUUUAAUGUACUAAACAAGGCACAGGGGUUAAAUUAACAGUGAAAACUUACCUUGAUCAAAUAUACAAUAAUGAAUAAUGUUAAAAUUUUACAUUCUCUGAUUUUUAUGCCAAUUUAAAAGUGGUAUAUGGGAAGUAAAUUUGAUUUUACCUUUAAUGCACCGUAAUGAUAAAUUAUAUUUUGUGGGAUUAAGAUGUUUUACAUAUUUUAAGAUAGUAAUUAUUUAGCCCCUAAGAUGCAUGGAUUUCAGCCCCUUGGAAAUCUGCCAAUACUAGAGGUCGCGGUCAUGAAUGGUGAGUUGGUAUACAUUUAAUGAUUUGCCAAUAAGAGAAAAUGCAAAUCCAGAAAUGGCAAAUAUCAUGAAUUUACUGUAAUGUUUAUUUAUUUUUGUGAUCUUUGGUAAUAAAUCAAUAAAAUACAAAAAAAAUAUUUAGUAUGACUGUAUACUGUACUGUAGUGUGCACCUGUGUCAUAUAAGGUCAUGCAAAGUGGAGUUUUACUGUAUAUUAUAUGUAUGUGGGUGGGUGUGUGUGUACAGUAGAGACAAAGGCUAGGCUGAUUGCAGGGUUAGUUUAACUAUACAGUACUGUACAAAUCAGGUUAUAUUCAACUUUCUUCAUAUCCUAUGCAGUACAUACAAUAGUUAAAUGGAAAAAAUCAGUUCAGUCCCAGGUUAGUAAAUUUUUCACUGUGUGGUUUAUACUCAUAUAUACUGUAUAUAGUAUAUAUGUAUAUAUGAGGUCUAGGAUAAAUAAAUGUUCCAUCAUGAACCUUAA
Molecule: messenger RNA, 2875 nt
Organism: Homarus americanus (American lobster)
Lineage: Eukaryota; Metazoa; Arthropoda; Malacostraca; Decapoda; Nephropidae
Product: putative GPI-anchor transamidase
Exons: 8
Coding region: 166-1230 (354 amino acids)
Biological process (GO): protein localization to cell surface; proteolysis; attachment of GPI anchor to protein
Cellular component (GO): GPI-anchor transamidase complex
Molecular function (GO): GPI-anchor transamidase activity
Source: RefSeq, a predicted model, not a curated record